Molecule: messenger RNA, 2452 nt
Organism: Toxoplasma gondii ME49
Lineage: Eukaryota; Apicomplexa; Conoidasida; Eucoccidiorida; Sarcocystidae
Gene: RPL27A
Product: ribosomal protein RPL27A
Exons: 3
Coding region: 261-704 (147 amino acids)
Biological process (GO): translation
Cellular component (GO): ribosome; cytosolic large ribosomal subunit
Molecular function (GO): structural constituent of ribosome
Source: RefSeq, a predicted model, not a curated record
GCUGUGCGGGGUCUGGUAAGUUGCGCCGUAAAGCUGUGUUCAGAGGCUGCUGGGGCGGCUGCUCAGGCAAAGAUGAUUUCCGGCGGGGUCUCUACCUCCUUUCACCCUUGCAGAGGCGAGUUGUGCGCGGUGUACGUACACCUCACAGACCGUGAUCCCCAGUUGCUUUUGUUGGUUUUCUUUCGGCCUUGUUCAAGGCUCCAACAUCUACUUCCCGGAUCGGCGGGCUCGUCUUCGUUUUUCUUCCACCGUUUUUCAAGAUGACGACUCGCUUGAGGAAGACCAGAAAGAGACGUGGCCACGUCAGCGCCGGUUACGGGCGUGUGGGGAAGCACCGCAAGCAUCCCGGUGGUCGUGGUAAGGCCGGUGGUAUGCACCACAUGCGCAUCAACUACGACAAGUAUCAUCCUGGUUACUUCGGAAAGGUUGGUAUGCGCCACUAUCAUCUGUUGAAGAACCAGUACACCUGCCCGACUGUGAAUGUGGACAAGCUCUGGUCCCUCGUUUCCCCAGCGACUCUGGAGAAGGCCGAGCAGAGCAAGGACAAGGCCGCCGUCAUCGACGUGACCAAAUCCGGUUACUUCAAGGUCCUUGGGAAGGGUGACUUGCCCAAGAUCCCCGUCAUCGUCAAAGCCCGUUUCUUCUCCAAGAUUGCGGAGAAGAAAAUCAAAGCUGCGGGUGGGGCAUGCGUUCUGACCGGCUAAGUUGAACUCUGUCACACUCUAUCGUCUCGUACGCUUUUUUGCCACUGUGUGUCGUUCUCCGGAACCAGACGUGUUCGAUUCUGAAAACGAAGGUCAGUUUCGUUGACUGCCUUGAACCCUUCGCAGAAUUGAGAGCACUGACGCGCUCGCGACGCCCACGAGUUUUCGCAGACACUGGAUAUACCAUGUGAUACGAGGUGCGGCCGAUUGUCAAAGGCAGGAGAGAAUCCGUUACGAGUGAUUGGUAAAGAGCACAAAUCGAUUUGCACGUAGGCAGCCCAGAAGCUUCGAAACGAACGGCAGGGAUGAUAGAGUUGAAGUUUACCUUCUCUCGUGUUAAGCAUUUGCGGCGUCAGAGAGACAAAGAAGCCACAGGGGUAAAGGGCCACUCUGGAACAGUCUAAGUCACGCCAAAGCUCCAUCCAUAUAUGCUGUGGGCUGUAGAGGUGGUAAGGCUGAACCACUGCCGAGCUCAGGGAUGUGUUGCUAUCGAAGCACCAUCAAGUACAAGCGCGUGAGAUACUUUCACGUAAGAAGGCUGAACUGUAGCGGAUACGGAAAUCUUUCAGCCUAGUUGUUUUGCUCAUGUCUUGCCGGAGGUUGAGCAGACAUGUGUACCACAGUGUGCAACUAGGGUGCAUUCUCAAUUGGUAACGCAGCUCUCAUAGGUUGGAAUCAUGUACUUAAUGUUGAUGAAAGCAUCGGGCCCUCCAUGGAGUUCGAAGAUAUGCAACGUUUCUUCAAUCAAGUCACCGAGGUCGCACCUGCAGCACAGCCACAUGCGGGACAAUGAAAUCCGCUUCUUCUAGAUCAAAGUUUACUCCGAACCCUCAGAACGUCUUUCUGAGUGGAGUACUGAUGUGUCCCGCAUCGAGGCGCGUUAUUUCCUGAAGCUCUUCACAGAAGCAAACCGUAAAAUUAUGGGUCUUGAAGUAAUGCUUACCCUCGCUUCUGUCCGUAGCAGAUCUUAUCGCCGAUGUUUCUGUGGUUGUUGAUGAACAAGUUGAAACACGGCAGAAUUUGCCUGUAGUACGGCAGAAGUGCUUUUCCAAUGUCUUCACCUGAACAAUCGAUUUAGCAUUUACACGCAUAUACCCCGUAUAUCCUACCUGGGCUUAUGAUGUCCUGAUGUGUCGACGAAAAUGUGUAUAUCCCCAUAGUUUCCGUAGAAUCUCAUGUGAAGCGCAUGUCCUUCAUGAGGCCGGAACUUCAGAAGGGGAGAUGUGCCUUGUCAUCCGCAGUGGAAGUAUCGUGCCUUGAUUCUUUGGCUUAUUGGAGAGAAGUGUUCUGAAAACUUGUCCGUGGCUACGAUUUGUUCCUUGGAAACGGGUUUGUCAGUUCCUUUCGAAUUCCCUGAGUGUCCUGGAUUUUAGCAUGUGUCUUCAGAUUAACACCAGACACUAGGGGGAUGAAUUCCGGACAUUGUUCCCAGUUACCUAUUAGAGUUGCUGUAUAGCACUCGUGGUGGCGAUCCACGGAACCACUGUGGAAUUAUCCGAAGACCAGAUCAGUGUGCUCCGCUUCCUCCCAUUCCUUUGCACCGUACGAGGCAUACCAGAGAGUACGAGAGCUUGAAGAAUUUUCAGAGUUGUUGCGAUUACCUGCGAAAGAAACAGCGAAAACCAGAGCAAAUCAGACAACGACGAACCGGUGCCCAAAGAUAUUGUUGGGAUUUGCUGUGUGAUAGGUGGGUCACAAUGUGCUGUUUGGAACGACGAGAUAUGUUGGCACUCUAUGCUAUCGAAUAC